Messenger RNA from Microtus oregoni (creeping vole), 2621 nucleotides. RefSeq names its product SH3 domain-containing kinase-binding protein 1-like. NCBI's taxonomy places the organism in Eukaryota, Metazoa, Chordata, Mammalia, Rodentia, Cricetidae. Gene Ontology annotation, molecular function: protein binding. The transcript has 18 exons. Bases 1 to 1857 code for a protein of 618 amino acids. The record is from RefSeq and is a predicted model, not a curated record.
AUGCACAUAGGCAGAGAGCGACGGAGACGCCGAUGCCAGGUGGCGUUCAGCUACCUACCCCAGAAUGAUGACGAGCUGGAGCUGAAAGUUGGAGACAUCAUAGAGGUUGUAGGGGAGGUAGAGGAAGGAUGGUGGGAAGGUGUACUUAACGGCAAGACUGGAAUGUUUCCUUCCAACUUCAUCAAGGAGCUGUCGGGGGAGUCGGAUGAGCUUGGCAUUUCCCAGGAUGAGCAGCUGUCCAAGUCAAGGCCUGAAGGUUUCCUUCCAGCCUCUCUGCUACCCUUUCCAGCUCAUGGAGCAAAAGGAAAGACUACCUUUGAAGGGACAAUUCUGUAUCGUGCUGCACCGGGAAAGACGGAGGGCCACAGACGCCUUUACAGCUUAAGAGAAACCACAGGCUCCGAGAGCGAUGGGGGUGAUUCAAGCAGUACCAAAUCCGAAGGUGCCAACGGGACAGUGGCAACUGUAGCCAUCCAGCCCAAGAAAGUCAAAGGAGUGGGCUUUGGCGAUAUCUUCAAAGACAAGCCAAUUAAACUGAGACCAAGGUCAAUCGAAGUAGAAAAUGACUUCCUGCCAGUAGAAAAGACAAUUGGGAAGAAGUUACCUCCAGCUACAUCAACUCCAGAUCCAUCAAAACCAGAAAUGGACAGCAGGACAAAGGCCAAGGAUUACUGCAAAGUAAUAUUUCCAUAUGAGGCACAGAAUGAUGACGAACUGACAAUCAAGGAAGGAGAUAUAGUGACUCUCAUCAAUAAGGACUGCAUCGAUGUAGGCUGGUGGGAAGGAGAGCUCAAUGGCAGACAAGGAGUGUUCCCUGAUAACUUUGUGAAGUUACUUCCACCGGACUUUGACAAGGAAGGGAAUAGACCCAAGAAGCCACCACCUCCGUCCGCUCCUGUCAUCAAACAAGGAGCAGGUACCACAGAGAGAAAACAUGAAAUUAAAAAGAUACCCCCUGAAAGACCAGAGACACUUCCAAACAGAACAGAAGAGAAAGAAAGACCAGAGAGAGAGCCAAAACUGGAUUUACAGAAGCCUUCUGUUCCUGCCAUCCCACCGAAAAAGCCUCGGGCACCUAAGACCAAUUCUCUGAACAGACCUGGUGCAUUGCCCCCAAGAAGACCCGAGCGACCAGUGGGCCCACUGACGCACACCAGGGGUGACAGUCCAAAGAUUGACUUGGCGGGCAGCGCACUCUCUGGCAUCCUCGACAAGGACCUCUCAGACCGCAGCAAUGACAUUGACCUAGAAGGUUUUGACUCUGUGGUAUCAUCUACUGAGAAACUCAGCCACCCAACCACAAGCAGACCAAAAGCUACGGGAAGGCGGCCUCCAUCUCAGUCGCUCACAUCUUCCUCCCUUUCAAGCCCCGAUAUCUUUGACUCCCCAAGUCCCGAAGAAGAUAAAGAGGAACACAUUUCGCUUGCGCACAGAGGACUAGACGUGUCGAGGAAGACUUCCAAGACUGUUACCAUAUCCCAAGUGUCAGACAACAAGGCAUCCCUGCCACCCAAGCCAGGGACCAUGGCAGCUGGCAGCAGUGGGCCAGCCUCUCUCUCUUCAGUGGCAUCCUCGCCCAUGCCAUCCUCUUUGGGAACAGCUGGACACAGAGCCAAUUCUCCGUCUCUGUUCAGCACAGAAGGAAAACCAAAGAUGGAGCCUGCAGCCAGCAGCCAGGCUGCUGUAGAGGAGCUUAGGACCCAAGUCCGGGAGCUGAGGAGCAUCAUUGAGAGCAUGAAGGACCAGCAGAAACAUGAGAUUAAGCAGUUACUGUCAGAGCUGGAUGAAGAAAAGAAAAUCCGGCUUCGGUUGCAGAUGGAAGUGAAUGACAUAAAGAAAGCGCUUCAAUCAAAGUGAACACUUGAUAAUUGAGAUGUUACAUUUUUCACCCUGAGUCCGAGACUCAAAUUUUCUGCCCCAGCCAAAAUCAUCUUGUGCCAAAAGAUUAAAGGUUUGCCUCAACAUGUCCCUGUUUGAAUGAUUAGCACAAAAGUCUUGAUAGCACAACACAAAUUCCAUCCAAGAGGAGACUCUUUCCCAUGGUGUCGUCCUGGGUCUGGCAGUGGUUGUGAUUCAUAGCCAAUUGUGCUAAAGGCUUUUCUACCUUGAGAUCUCCUGAGAAAUGAAAACUCAGGCAGUUUAGUCCAGAGUAGUACUAUUUUGAUGAUAUUUUCCAUUAAUAAAAUGUAAUUUCAGAUUCUUCGUUUACAGGCUUUAUAAUUUUAUGAUUUUUUUUAAACCGUGUUUUGUCACAGAUGCCCCUAGUGUUUGUGCUAACCUAGUCAAAAGCAGGUGUCUUGCUCACUUGCUGCAGGUGGAAUGAACGCCACCUGGCUUUGUAUUCCCCUUUAGGAUUCUAUUACAUAUGCAAUUUGACGUCCAACCCUUCCCUUUCCCUGCCGGCCGACCCCCACCACUCGAAGAGAAAUUUUAGCUUAUAUAUGAUGGUAUAUUUAUAAAAAGAGAAAGAGAAAACCUGGUAUUUGCAAUGAUCUGUGCCUUCUUUCUACCACCCUCUUGAUUGGAGCUUUUGUGAUGCAGCUACCAUGAUUCCAAAUAGACCAAAAAAAAAAAAAAAAAAAAGAUCAGCUACUUAUUCUUGUCCACUAGAGGCCGCUGUC